CCAAAAGUGUUCAAUAUCAGCGCGACGCAGUAUUGCGUAUUGCGCGCAAGAAUACAGAACGCGAGACGGCAAGCAAACAAUUCAUGAAAAAACUGGCUAGGAAGCAAGCGAGCUGGUGAACAUUAUGCAAACAAUUCAUCUUCGAGCUGCGUGGUAAACAUGAAUGGUGACAACUGUGGGCAGGCUUUUCGGCCGGUGUUUUGAUGCGAGUUUUGUGCAGUUUUGAUGCCCAUGGCUUUUCAGUGACCUAGCAAAACAAAAGCGCAGAAAUGUCUGAGCGGAAAAAGCGAAAAUGCUACAUGGAGCCCGGGGCACCAUUCGUAAUACCACGGCAAACUCUUCACAAUCGGAGAAAAAGAGCCGCACACAAUGCUGCAAACGGAAAUGCGGAUGCUUCCAAGGAACUACAGCAGCCUUCCUUGGCACUGGAGAUGGCUGAGCCCGCUUCUGAGACAGGCACUGAGCAGGAAAAUGAGAAUCAUGGGACAUCACCCCAUUGUAGUGACCAUACCCCAGAUCAAGAGGAAAGUGUUGAUCCCAUGGACUCAGGCACUACAGAUGUCGGCGUUGCUGUUAGCGAUGACACACUCAGUGAACACAGUGCUUUUGAAGAUGAUUUUGACAUUGAUGAUACUGCUUCUGAGCCGUAUGAGUCAUCUGAACCUGACACGGACCCUGAAGAUUGUUUUCAUGAAGACUCUGAGGAUGACAACAUCGACAUUGCUGAAUUUAUGGAAGAGUACUCAGGGACUCUGCCACAUCAAACGACGACAAAAGCGCAAGCCCUACUACUUAUUCUGACCUUUGUUGUCACUGCUGGUCUCUCUUGGACUCAGGCGGAUGGACUUCUUAAAUUGAUUAAUGCACUGCUCGGAGACAAGGUGCUACCAAACAGCAAGUACAUGCUGCGUAAGCUUUGGAAUAAGAACAAAAGAGGCAUUCUGGAUCUCCAUUAUCUGUGUGAGGCGUGUGAAGCUGUGCUUGCGCAAUCAAGCAAAACAACAGAGAAAUCACUGACAUGUCACAUAUGCAGCACUAAGUAUGACGUGGCAGAUCUUACAGCAGCUGGUAGUUUCUUUGCCAUUUUGAACAUAAAGGGUCAGCUGCAGUCACUGCUGAAACGUUUUUCACGUUGUAUCCUGGAGAAUACGAGGAAAAUACGUUCAAGACUGUCAUCAUCGGAACUGUGUGACAUCACUGAUGGCAGCUACUACAAAAAUCUCCAAACGAGCGUCAACUGCCAAGACAUGGACCUGACCGUUACUUUAAAUAGUGACGGCUCCCAAGUUUUCAAGUCAACAGCGUCAUCUCUGUGGCCCAUCCAACUCAUGCUGAAUGAACUCCCGCUACCUUCGCGGUGGCAUAACAUUAUUGUCGCAGGCCUAUGGUUUUCAAAAGCACAUCCAAACAUGCUACUAUUCCUCAAGGCUUUUGUUGACAAAUUCAACGAUAUGGGCCCAAUUCCAUGGAGGAACUUCCACACCGGUGAAAUGAUUCUGUCAACCAUCCGUGCAGUGGCCUGUGUUGUUGACGCACCAGCGCGGGCCAUGGUGUUAAACCGGAAACAGUAUAAUGGCUAUGAUGGGUGUACAUGGUGUUACCACCCCGGGAAGUAUGUGGACGGAAGUGUGCGCUACCCGUACAAGGAGAGCAUGAGGGUUAGAACCCACAAAGAGGUACUCCGUGAUAUGAAGAAGGCUACUAUCCUUGGGACUACAGUAAACGGCAUCAAAGGGCUCAGUCCAGUUAUCCAGCUGAAGGGACUCAACCUCGUACGCAGCAUUGCACCUGAUUACAUGCACUGUGCAUUAGAAGGUGUCAUAAAGCAGUUCACAGAAUGCUGGCUCACGGAUUCCUCAGCUGGGUGCUACAUCGGUGGACAACUACAUAUUCUGAACUCUCGAUUACGCACAAUAUGUCCUCCAAUUUGCUUCUCACGGCUACCAAGGCCACUUACGGAAAGAGCUAUGUGGAAGGCAUCAGAAUGGAAAUGUUGGCUGCUUUACUAUUGUGCACCAUGUGUCAUGGAUGUCCUUCCUGAACGUUUUCUGAAUCACUUUUCUUUGCUGUGUGAGGCCAUUUUUCUACUCCUCAAGCACACCAUUCAACACUCUGAUAUUUCUAAGGCGGAGCUGCUGCUUGAACGUUUUGUUAGAGAAACCGAAACUUUGUACACACAGGGAAUGUGCACAUAUAAUGUGCAUCAAUUGUUGCAUUUGCCUGAAACUGUAAGGGACCUAGGUCCUUUAUGGGCAGUCUCAAUGUUCCCAUUCGAGUCUAAGAAUGGGAACAUCAUUCAGCAAGUCACUGCAGCCAACAGUGUUCCACUUCAGAUCGCUGAAAGGUGUGCAAUGCGUUGGAAGCUUUUUGAUUUGACAGACAGUGUACAACUUCCUAGCAACUUGCAUAUUUUUCGUGGACCUGUUACAAAGACAGUAUGCAAUAUGGUUCUAGGGCGUGAUCAGUCGCCACUUGGUAUUCCCCAUGCAGUGCAGCAGCUGUUAAGCCAACAUACUGAACACGUCAACCUCAAACGAUACCUCAGGGCCUCUGUGAAAGGUGUCAUCAUUCACAGUGUUCAGUACAAACGCACAAAGAGGACGUGCUCAAGAGUUGUGAAGUCCUCCUUUGGGACAUACUGUGAGGUCCAGAUGAUCUUGAAAGCAGCACACAGCAAUAAGAUCCUGUUUGUUUGUAGUGAACUCAUCAUUGGAAGUGCCCCGUUCCCAAUCAACCACAUUAUGAAAUGCGAUUUCCCACCUGAAGGUGAGAACAUCUGUCUUCUUGAGGAUGGGGACAUAGAUUGUGUUUGUGUGUUCAUGAAGGCAGACUCGAUGUUUGUUAGUGAGCUGCCAAAUACCUUCGAAAUCGAAUAAGUAAGAUUUCGAAGGCCACUUUUGCUCAUUUGGCAAAGAAGCCACCUGCGAUAACAUAUUUACACUUGUCACAGAGUUAAACACAGCUUGCUACCAUAGGCAGAAUGCCUUAUGUAAUUCAUAGAGGGAGAACUGCAUGUCCAUUUGUGUGCACCGUUCCUGUUAAGCGUGCCAGGGUUCGUGUAAUAUAUGUAUGUAUGUAUAUAUAUAAGUUGAAAUAAACCAAUGUGGUUGACCACCAAGGUAUUCAAUAAAGAUCAGAAGAGACGGUGCUUCUACAGGACAAGGAAUAAAAGGGGAACUUUAUUAAAA
This is a messenger RNA of Ornithodoros turicata, 3188 nucleotides long. RefSeq lists its product as uncharacterized. NCBI's taxonomy places the organism in Eukaryota, Metazoa, Arthropoda, Arachnida, Ixodida, Argasidae. The record is from RefSeq and is a predicted model, not a curated record. The transcript has 3 exons. The coding region runs from base 270 to 2876 and encodes 868 amino acids.